AUGGCUCCUCGGGCCCAUUCUUAUAUAUAUAUUCGCUCCACCAGCCAGGGCAUAGCAGGACAGCGGACUUUGAUUAUUGCUUGCUCCAUAGCUGCCAUCGGAGUCCUGUUAACAGUCUUCAUUUUUCUGUUUGGCUGUAUUUGGCGUCAUCACCUGAAAAGUCCAAAAUUCAGGUCACCGUCGCAGCUUAAGCUGCCGCGAGGAGUAGUCGAGCCGAGCGCUGAAUAUAAUAAUACCGAUCAAAUUUAUGAGCUACCCAUUCAAGUCAUCAAGCCAUCACCGUGCAUUUUGCCAUUGAAGUUGAAAGAGUCCGAUAUUAUAACUCCCCAGAUCCCAGUUCCAGCCUCUCGAUACCUCCAUCCGCCGAACCCGUCAAGUUUUCAGAACCGAUCAUUUUCUGACUUUCAAUGUAAACGGAAAUGCCCACCCAGACUUGAGCCUCUGCCCGAAACAGGGUCAAUUACAUAUACCACUGUCCGUGAAUUUGAACAGACCCCAAAUAGAGCGUUUGAUAUGGAACAGGAGAAAUAUGACUCCAGGGAAUUCCGCGGCUCCCUCGACGAAUUAUCAACCAUAUCAAAUCAUCUCAGCCUAUCUACGGGCCCUACACGAACCGUGUUAGCUCAUACCUAUCCAGAUGAUUCUCACCAUCUUAUGGAUAAUGCAAUACCAAGCCCUUCCCUUUAUUUCUCGGCCAGUAUCGAUAUUGAAUCCUUGAUGUUUCCGCCCGAGGUCGAUAAGCCAGAAUCAUGCCUGCUUUCCAGGUCAAGGACUAAAAGUAGCAGUGUCAUUAUACUCCCGGGGAGUAGCCCUGACUCUAAGACGAACACAAGCGGCAGCAGCAAACCACUGAGAGCAACUCCAUCUAUUAUCUCUCGCUGGCGGAAAGUUCGAGAUAUGACUGAUUAUCAAAACGAGGAUGUGUGUACGCCUGAAUGCCCUACAUCACCUGCUUGGUCAGAGCAUUGUUCGAUCUUAAGCAAUCUUAAAAUCGAAGAGAAGGUCGACGAGUGA
Molecule: messenger RNA, 1014 nt
Organism: Microsporum canis CBS 113480
Lineage: Eukaryota; Fungi; Ascomycota; Eurotiomycetes; Onygenales; Arthrodermataceae
Exons: 1
Coding region: 1-1014 (337 amino acids)
Source: RefSeq, a predicted model, not a curated record